GACCCCACGCGUGGCAGCGUCCGACCCUAACGGAUUACCUACCGAGCUGAGCCUCCUCAAACUCGACGAAACCCUCGGCCUUUCCCAAAUUCCCUCUUUUCUUUCUAUCAAUCUCGAUCUCGAUUUCGAUCUGUUUAGGGUGUUUGGAGUUCUCGAUUGGCGGUGAUGGCGAUCGAUGCGCGAGCUGUGCUAUUGAUGGGCCUUUCGAUUGUAUGCGCUGUCAUGCACCCUUGGGAAUCCGUGGAUGCUAGACCCGACAAGGCAACGAGGGAGAAGUUCUACGGUGCUCUAGUAAUGGGAUCAGCUCCUCAGAAAUCCGGGGAUGGAACCAUUGCUGAUAUGUUUGAUAAAGUGCUCGAGAAGGAGUUCUCUGAGAACGAGGCCCCCGAAGAUAAGGGUUUGGGAUGUUGUGUUUGAGGUGUUUGGCGUUUGAGGUGUUUGGUGUUUGGCGUUUGGUUGGAAAGAAAAAGACUACCUGGGGUUGUGUUACCUUUACUUCAAGUGUUUCUUGGAGCGUUUAAGAUCAACCUUGAGCUGUUUGCUCAUUGUUGCCUUAUCAAUCUUUAAACAUUGUGCUAUGUUGAACUUUGACCUAAUAUUGUUAUGCUUUAUCACUUGCCAAAUCAUCAUGAUUCCAUUUGGAAUUUAUACUUUGCUCUUGUUCAUCUAUUAAUAGGUGAUGUU
This is a messenger RNA of Dioscorea cayenensis subsp. rotundata (Guinea yam), 684 nucleotides long. Its product is annotated as K(+) efflux antiporter 5-like. The transcript has a single exon. NCBI's taxonomy places the organism in Eukaryota, Viridiplantae, Streptophyta, Magnoliopsida, Dioscoreales, Dioscoreaceae. The coding region runs from base 166 to 417 and encodes 83 amino acids. The record is from RefSeq and is a predicted model, not a curated record.